Messenger RNA from Theileria equi strain WA, 766 nucleotides. RefSeq lists its product as hypothetical. Gene Ontology annotation, molecular function: ATP binding; protein serine/threonine kinase activity. Bases 58 to 678 code for a protein of 206 amino acids. The transcript has 4 exons. The record is from RefSeq and is a predicted model, not a curated record. Gene Ontology annotation, cellular component: cytosol; nucleus; EKC/KEOPS complex. Gene Ontology annotation, biological process: protein phosphorylation. Lineage: Eukaryota; Apicomplexa; Aconoidasida; Piroplasmida; Theileriidae.
GUAUCAAACUUCUGCAUAAUUUCAACUUUAUAGCAUCAGUUAUAUAUAUUUUACUAAAUGUAUGAAGAGAAUGGAUCUCAUAUUAUAGCCCAGGGUGCAGAAGCGGUUGUACUUACGUCAGAGUAUCUGGGAAAACCAUGCGUAAUAAAGCGAAGGUUACCAAAACGCUUUCGUCACAAAGUUCUAGACGAACAACUAACAAAAAAUCGCAUAACUGCGGAAUGCCGUAGUAUCCAGAAACUUAGAAAAGCUGGUGUUUUUGUCCCAGUAAUAUAUCUUGUCAACUUCAUCAAGAAGGAAAUCAUUUACGAGUAUAUCAAUGGAUCUAGCAUAUUGAGCUUGUUAAACACUGACUACGAUGAGAAUCUUCUAUCCUCUAUUGGGGAAACUAUCGCAAAAAUGCACAACUCCAACAUUGUUCAUGGCGAUCUGACUACUAAGAACAUGAUGAUGGCUGAAAGCGGUGAGAUCUGUUUAAUAGAUUUUGGGCUUAGUUUUUCAUCAACUCUGGCUGAAGAUAAAGCCGUUGAUUUAUAUGUCCUAGAGAGAUGCUGUACACCCAGUCAGUUUGAAAUUAUGUUGAAAGGAUACUUUUCCACAAUUAACAAUCAGUCCGCAAUACGCGGCAAACUAGAGGAAGUACGGCUCAGAGGACGCAAGCGCGAUUUGUCUGGAUAACUUGUUUAAAUUAUGCUUUUAAUAUUUUAGAAAUCGAUUUGGAAAUCUCGUUUGCACUAGCAUUUUUUCCGAAAAAUUCUACGAACUC